This is a messenger RNA of Megalobrama amblycephala (Wuchang bream), 487 nucleotides long. It is a transcript of the gene tma7, whose product is annotated as translation machinery associated 7 homolog. The record is from RefSeq and is a predicted model, not a curated record. Bases 139 to 333 code for a protein of 64 amino acids. The transcript has 4 exons. Lineage: Eukaryota; Metazoa; Chordata; Actinopteri; Cypriniformes; Xenocyprididae.
AGUUACACGAACCGAUUCGCCAAAUUGAAUCGGACUCUCCUCUCUCUCUCUCAGGCACACGAAGGGAGCACUACAUCCGGGUAACUGCAGGGGUCCUGACAGCGCGGAAAAAAGCAUUAGCUAAAUAAUCUGAGCAACAUGUCUGGAAGAGAAGGAGGCAAAAAGAAACCCCUUAAGGCUCCCAAGAAGCAGUCAAAGGAGGUGGAUGAUGAGGACUUGGCUUUCAAACAGAAACAGAAAGAGGAGCAGAAAGCAUUGGAACAAUUGAAAGCCAAGGCUGCUGGGAAAGGACCUUUAACUGGAGGUGGAAUCAAGAAGUCCGGGAAGAAAUGAGUGUGAUUUAGUGUAUAUUUGCUUGCUGUUCAAACCACCAACUUAUGAUUUGGGUCCACAAUGGCAAUGUCAAAUGAUUUUUUUUAGUUACUUUAUAUUUCUCUUGUAAAGAAAAAGUUAAAGGAAUAAAGUUUGUAAUGACUGUAAAUUUAAA